AAAUUUAAAAAACACAGUACUAAAUACUUUAGUAAAGGUUUUAAAAUCUGUCAAGUUAAGCAUAAGCAUAAUAACCGCCACAUAUCAAUUGGGAUUUUCUGGCAAUUCCCAUCACCGCUUCCGACACAAUGACCAUGAGCAUGAGCUACUGUGGCAGUUACAGUCUUCGGCUUCAACCUUGCAGAAUUGCAAACUGCAAUCUUGACCGCCAUGGCAGGCAUGUUGUUCCCAUCAAUGUGCACAAAAAAGCUUCAGAACCUGAAAAUUGUCUUCAGUCAGAUUGGAAGAGUAAUGGUAAUAACAUCAGGACAUUCAUUGGUGCCAUGACAGCGGCAAACUUGGUUGCUCCAAUCGCUGCAAAAGCAGAAGUGGCUGCUUCUUUUUAUGAUUUGGCUGAUGGAAGCAUCAAUGACUGGUUUGGAGGCAUUCUAUAUUCAGCUGGACAACAGGCCAAUGAAGCUGUUCUCGACCAACUGUCCUCCCUCAGUUUCACUAGUUUGGCAGUAAUUUUUGGGGCAGGGCUUGUUACCAGCCUUUCUCCCUGUACACUCAGUGUUUUACCACUGACCCUCGGCUACAUUGGGGCAUUUGGCUCUGGAAAAAGCAGAGCAGAGGUUAUUGGAGAUUCCAUUGCAUUUUCCUUAGGUCUUGCAACCACAUUAGCGCUGUUGGGUGUAGCAGCAUCAUUUGCGGGGAAGGCUUAUGGGCAGAUUGGCCAAGGAUUACCUUUGGCUGCUUCUGGUUUGGCUGUAAUUAUGGGUCUGAACCUUCUUGAGAUCAUUGAAUUACAACUUCCCUCAUUCUUCGACAGUUUUGAUCCACGUUCAGUGGCUGCCAAUUUACCUUCCAGUGUGCAAGCAUACCUGGCUGGGCUUACGUUUGCAUUAGCUGCCUCACCUUGUAGUACACCUGUUCUUGCCACCCUUCUUGGAUAUGUCGCUGCAUCCAAGGAUCCAGUGAUUGGAGGCAGCUUACUUUUGACAUACACAACUGGCUAUAUUGCUCCCUUACUCUUGGCUGCUUCUUUUGCGGGAGCGUUACAGAGCUUGCUUUCAUUUCGCAAGUACUCAGCAUGGAUCAAUCCUAUCAGCGGAGCUAUGCUGUUAGGAGGUGGUGUAUAUACUUUCUUAGAUAAGCUGUUCCCAGCCACUACUAUGGCGAUGUAGAAAAUCUCUUGGGCUCUUGACAUGCCUUGUUCUUUUACUUGAACAGAUGUGUACAUAUCAUACUACUAUUCCAUUGACACGGAAAUUCAAAUAUGAAAUCUAUUGCAUACCACAGCUGGAGUUCUUCCUCCAGAUACACAUAGAUCCAAUGGGGGGCUUUUGGAGGGAAAAAAUUCAUUCUCCACGAAGAAGGAAAAUUAAGCCAAAUCAUUUAUUUAGACAUUUUUCUAAUGUCAAUAUUUUAGGUGAGAUUCAUCCUCAAUACUUCAAAUCUAUGUGAUCUUCUUAUAAACAUAAUUACAAUUCAUAAAAACAUAAUUAAACUUUAUUUCAUCUCCUAAGAGCCCCUAUUUAUUUUACAA
This is a messenger RNA of Lotus japonicus, 1528 nucleotides long. RefSeq names its product cytochrome c-type biogenesis ccda-like chloroplastic protein 2. Gene Ontology annotation, cellular component: membrane. Gene Ontology annotation, biological process: cytochrome complex assembly. NCBI's taxonomy places the organism in Eukaryota, Viridiplantae, Streptophyta, Magnoliopsida, Fabales, Fabaceae. Bases 129 to 1166 code for a protein of 345 amino acids. The transcript is spliced from 13 exons. The record is from RefSeq and is a predicted model, not a curated record.